Ictalurus furcatus (blue catfish) is the source of this 2054-nucleotide messenger RNA. Its product is annotated as adhesion G protein-coupled receptor E1. Gene Ontology annotation, molecular function: calcium ion binding. NCBI's taxonomy places the organism in Eukaryota, Metazoa, Chordata, Actinopteri, Siluriformes, Ictaluridae. The transcript has 6 exons. The record is from RefSeq and is a predicted model, not a curated record. The coding region runs from base 190 to 831 and encodes 213 amino acids.
GGCAACAAGGAAAUAGUUAUGAUAUAUAUAUAUGUAUCUUUUACUUUUGUAACUGUGACACCAUCACAGCAUCCUUGUAGCGUUACCCCACCUCCAGAGGGGCAGGACUCAGACAUCUUUCACUGCUUAUUUAAACCUGAGUGUUUCUACAGCAGUAGCAGGACAUCAGUAGGGAGAUAGAAACGCACCAUGAGCCGCCUGUAUCUCCUGUUUUUGGGUGUUCUGUUAGCCGAACUGAACGAUGAGACUGCUGCUGUAACAUGUGCUCCUGGAUUUAGAGUUUCAGGCAUGUCCUGUAUAGAUGAAGACGAGUGUGAGGACGAGCCAUGUGGUCUGAGUGCAACUUGCAUCAACACACAAGGCAGCUACUACUGUCAGUGUGUAACGGGGUUCUGGACAAAUAAUGACAAAGUUAAUUUCACUGCAGAGGAAGGUGUAGAAUGCAGUGACAUUAAUGAAUGUCUGGACAACAACAUCUGUGGCCCUAAUACUAACUGCAAUAACUCUAUUGGCACCUUUUACUGCACGUGUCGUUCUGGUUUUGUGGCCAGCAACGGACAGGAGCGGUUUAAUAAAAGCCAAAGUGUUACAUGCGAAGACAUUAAUGAAUGUCGGGACAACAACAUCUGUGGCCCUAAUGCUCAGUGCAGUAACUCUGUUGGUUCCUAUUACUGCACGUGUCGUCCUGGUUUUGUGGCCAGCAACGGACAGGAGCGGUUUAAUGCAAGCCAAAGUGUUACAUGCAAAGAGACUCCAAUGAGUCCUGAAAACAAAAUUUCGUGUGCUCCUGAUGCUGAGUGCCAUAAAACCAGCGUUUACUGCAUGGAGUAAGAAGCUGAGUCCAGCACCGGACAGCAGCAGUUUCACCCGACUGUUCUCGUGUUUUUACCUCUGAUUGUUCUACCAGUGAUUUCCAUUUCUAUUUCCUGGGUUGGAAUACCUGCCAGCUUCAAUUGCAAAUGCACAAUUAACUUGAACUGGUUUACCUUUCACGGCCACCUGCUAUUAAUAAAGCACUAUUUAGAGUCGCAUUACGAUCUGAAAAGUUGAGUAAAGUCCUUAAAAUGUUUUAGGUCUUUGGUGUAUUUCUGCUAUUUUGCAUAUGCCUUGUACAAGAUGGGUUGUUUUUUUGGGGUUUUUUUUUUUUUAGGGUUUUUUCUGUUCAUUGCCAGACACUUGCACAUUUGUUAAGCCAGUCAAUACAAAUCUAUGCUGGGUUUUGUUGUGCAAUUAAGAAGGAGAAGAAACUGAAGCUGGUGUAAGAAAUUACAGACUGCCUCUAAGCAGACUCCACUCCAAAGUAGGCGUUAGAACAAGCUCUCUCCCCCCCCCCACCCACCCAAAACGGCUUAAUUAUCAUAGGGACAAUUCAUCUCAGUCUCAGAAACAUGUGGAUAAUAUCACCUGAAAUGACAUUCAAUGGGCGUAGCAGUGGGACAUCAAGAACCGUCCCUGAACAAAGGGGUACGUGAUUGUAAUUAUCAUUCAGAAAGGCGUCUGUCUAGACAAACGUGAGAACGGAGACUGAUCGCUUCAAUUUAUAUUCAGAGCAAGGCUUCAUUUACAUUACCAGCAGGAAAGACUGACGUGAAAAACAGUAUGAAAUGUCAGAGCUGAUAUUGUUCGAGGUUCUCUUUGACUCCGAUGAACACGAAGUGCUUCAUGUACUUUGUCACUGCUACACUGCGAUAAAGUUACUCUUCAUUGAGACCUUUGACAUCGUCAAAAAAAAAAAAAAAUCCUACACUGGAUGGCUGGGCUUUGAAGCUGGUCCCAUAAAAAUUCUGUGACAUACAGAAUGCUUUGUAUUUUUAUAUAUAUUUAAAAAAAAAAAAAAUUGGUACAUGAAUAAACCUUUGCUUCUGUGAUUGUGUCUUCUUCUUCCUUGCUGAAUUAAAAAAAAAAAAUCUAUAAAAGACCAAAGAGAGAGGAGAUGAAUUUAGACAGCAACACUAGUUAAAGUUCUGCUCGAAACAUUGUACAUUGGAACUAUAUCGUCCAUGCAGUUAUUUCCUAUCUACAUAUAUAGAUAAACAAGUCACUGGUUGAUCUAG